Messenger RNA from Ciona intestinalis (vase tunicate), 2859 nucleotides. Lineage: Eukaryota; Metazoa; Chordata; Ascidiacea; Phlebobranchia; Cionidae. The record is from RefSeq and is a predicted model, not a curated record.
CCACGCCAGGCGGGGGAGAGGUGUUAGUGUGUACCCAUCUUGUUUUUAUCUGUUAAUGGACAUGAAACGACUUGUACUAUCGUCAAAAGUAAAAAGAUACGCAACCUUGCACCUCAGAAGAGUUAAGUUAUCAAAAAACUCAGAAAUUCUGCUGUGGUUAAACUGCUUAGUGUUCCUACAAAGACUGGCAAAAGCUUGUGACAAUAAAAGUCGAGAAUUGAAAUCUGGGGGCAUAACUGCUCAUACCUUCCGCUUGAUACAAAAGAAAAUAUUGAAAAGUUGUCGUGCGUAAAAUGGAAUUUAAUGUGACGAACCCAUAGCAGAAUAAACCACCUCAGGAAAUGUCACAAAUUCUUAAAGCAUAUAAUAUCACUGAUGAGACAGAACAGCAGACCGAAGACAUUGAUGCACCACAAAUAUCAAAGAAGGUUGCAAAACUACUACAAGCCACUUUAUCUGCACAAGAACUGCGUAAAACAAAAGUUACUUUUCAUAAAAUAAAAGUAAAUAAAGAGGUGCAUGAUCUUAUGUGCACUGAUGCUUUUCAAGAAAAAGUUAAUUCUGUUCAAAUGCUGAUAACGGAUUUGGAAUCUGCGGUGGACAAACAAGAAGUCUUGACAAAGAGGCUUCACCAACCCUACCAAGGACCGCAGCUAACACUACAAGUUCAGCAUCAUGAAACUGCAGUAAAGCUGUUUGAACAGAUAGAUGCUAGUUUAGGCAACUUGAAUGAACACUGCAAUACAAUAGAGUGGCACAACUACCACCAACUCUCAGAACCAAAUAUUGUGCACUGUCUACAUAAAAUAUGUACCAGCUAUAAUGAGAUAAAGGCAAAAUGGAGGAACCUUUAUUCAAUCCGAUCUGAUCUAGUGGGCCAGAGUCUUUAUUGUUCAACUAAUAAAGUAUGGCAGACAGUGAACAAAAUAUCAUAAACUAAAGUUUUCUAUUUUAUCCGCUCGUCGAUUACAGUGUGUACACCUGUUUUUAACAAAGCAUGUUUUAGUUUCAUUUGUGCGUGUACAGUCUUUGACAACACCCCACAGUCGCGUGCGUAGUGAGGAACAAUAAGAGCCACUUCAACAUACCGCGUAUCGAUUGAUGCCAGCGCAUAAACCUCGUUUCAAUAACAUAUUUUAGUAAAACCUGUCUGGAAACAAAUAUAUGUACUGUGGCCAAAUAUAAGUUGUUUUCUUGUGCCGGUGAUUUACUGUGCUAGGAUUAGAUAUGGCAUCAAAAAUGUCUUCGCCCGACUCCAAAGUCCGCAGCAAUCCGUGCAAAGAGCGCACUUCGCACGGGAAUUCGAACCUAGAUGACAAGGCUGAACUUGAAGGUCACGUGGUUGGAGAUCUUAUAACCUUCGUCUCAAACACCGCAGUGUAUUUCGAUAACCCCGACCUCAGUGAUGUCAUACUGAUGGUGGACGAACAUAGAUUCUACGCCCACAAACUUGCUCUUGCUGCACAGAGCGAGGUUUUUCGCGAUAUGUUGAUAGUCAGUGACAGAUGUUCCGGGUGUCCAGAUUUUGAAAAGGAAUUAAAACUGAACGAAUCAAAGGAAUGUCAACAAGUUUUCCCUUCAUUUUUACGAUUUUUUUAUUGUGGAAAAAUCUCAUUUUCUUCUGAGAGCGCACUCCCUCUUCUAGUUCUCGCAGCUAAAUACAGAGUGGAAUCACUGAGAGUUGCUUGUGAUGCUUUUAUCACUGGAAUGAUUGAGGAUGGAGACCUUAAGAGCGCUGUUAAAUGGCUAAGAUAUGCAGCACGCUACGAAUUACACGAUCUCACCGCAAAAUGUGUAGAUGGUGCAAUUUCUGAUAAUAUCGAAGAACUUGCGGACAGUCCCGAUUGGUUAAACUUUACCGUUGAUUGCAUGGAAGCGAUUCUUAGAAGUUCCAGCCUCUUGGUUCCAGACGAAUUCUUUAUAUUUGAAGCUCUUCAACGUUGGUUUAUGUCAAGCAAGAAAACAACCCCAAACUGUCAUCUGGAAGAAGAUCUAAGAAAAACGCUUCAAUAUAUACGCUUCUCACAAAUGCACAGCACCCAACUUCUUGCAGUUGAAGAAUCUCCCAUUGGUUUGAAUUACCGAUCCAUCAUAAGAACUUAUCUUGGUGAUGCCUACAGGUACCAAAUAUUGGCGAAAGAAAGUCCCGAGUUUCAGGAACCCCAGUAUUUGCCACGUGAUUACACCGACAAGCAAUGUUGUGUUCAGAUGUUUUACCAUCCAAACCGAAACAAACGGACCGCUCCUUCUGCUUUCUAUGGUAAUGGUAAAUGGGAAAUACAACCAAGAAGAUAUUACGACACCCUCAAUGUCGUCAUCAUAUUAAAGAAGCCACUUGAAAUGGAUGUCAAAGUUUACAUUUCAAUUCUUAUCUAUAAGAGGUGCGGUAGCAUCCAAAUGAGAUUGCGAAGGAAAGCAUGUGUGUUGCGUGCACUUGAAGCAGCACCAAGGGUAACAGCAUUGGCUGGUGGAGUUACUACACAGACCAGCACUCCUACAAAUACACCAAGAUCCAACUCGACCACGUCGUCAGCCAGCAAUACUGUAGGGAAGGACAGCAGCAACAUUCCUUAUGCAGCUUCCCACGCACACAGAUCGCCACAUGGACCUGCAAGCAAGCUACAUGGGCCACAUGAUGGACAGGAAUAUUACGCAAUAGAUAACAUAAUAAGCGACAGUGAUUUUCAGACAGCGACAAGUCAGUCAGGACCUGCUGGAAUAAAACUAGGCGUAAUUAUUCGAACUUGCGGUGUUAACCUUGCUUAGUUUUCUUGACCCGUUGUUUUCUGCCGACUGUUUAUAAGGUGGUGUACUACGGGACACUUAAGCACAUUUUCCACAAUACUUCAAAACUCAAAA